AUAUUUGUGGUGCAGCUUAACUCCAGUAAAGAGCACAAUUGCUGCUUUUUGGGUUUCUGCUUUCCAAAAAAAAUUAUCUCAUCCCUUGCAGAUGUCUGUAAUGUAAAUCAUCAGAACAAGGCUGGCUAUACCCCCAUCAUGCUUGCUGCGCUUGCAGCUGUGGAAGCAGAGAAGGACAUGAGGAUAGUGGAAGAACUGUUCAGCUGCGGGGACGUGAAUGCUAAAGCCAGCCAGGCUGGACAGACUGCACUGAUGCUAGCUGUAAGUCAUGGGCGGAUAGACAUGGUUAAAGCUUUACUGGCCUGUGGUGCAGAUGUCAAUAUCCAGGACGACGAGGGCUCAACAGCUCUGAUGUGUGCUAGUGAGCACGGACACGUAGAGAUUGUCAAACUUCUGCUGGCUCAGCCUGGGUGUAAUGGCACCUUGGAAGACAAUGAUGGCAGCACAGCACUUUCGAUAGCCCUGGAAGCUGGACAUAAGGACAUAGCUGUUCUCCUUUACGCUCAUGUCAACUUCUCCAAAACCCAGUCACCGGGCACACCUAGGCUUAGCAGAAGGACAUCUCCUGGUCCCACCCACAGAGCCACUUUUGAGUAGUAGUGCAUGAAUAUCUGUAAAAAUCUCUUUGCCACCUUUAAGCUGCUAAAUGUUACUGUUUUACUGAGACAGAUACUGAAUGUAAUUGUCUUGUGCCUGAACUCACCAGCAAAGUGAAAGCAGAGAUCUAGUGCUAAAGGUAGAAAACUGUAAACUUGAAGCAAGCAUAUAGUUAAGUAGUGCUCAGCUGAGGACCUUAGCCAGAACUGUUCUUUUGCUCACCUACUUGUCUUUCUAUACACUGGCAUCAAUCCUGGUUUUCUUUGCUAUAGAUUAUCCUUUCCUAUGUUAUGUGCAGCCUAAUAUUUCUAAAGCUAUCCAUGCAGGGGUGUCCUGGUGGCUUGUUUUUAAUCAUUCUAAAAUGUAUUUACUGUGCCUAGAUGUUAUUACAGUACCCUGUUCAUAAAUUUCAUUCCAACAUGAUAUUGAUGUUUUCAGUUACUUCAAAAUUCAGAAGUUGCAGUUGCUUAUGUAGUCAGCUCCAUGGAUCUUGAGCUGGUGGGUGAGUGGGUAGGUGUUGGGGAUUGCGCCUUUCGUCAGGUCUGAAGUUCACUAAAUAAGUUGUUGCUAAUUGGGGAUAAUGUAUAACUUUUUAUAUGAAAGAAACUAGUAUCUAUAAAAUUAACUAGCACAGUAUUUUCAACAUUUUAUAUUCCUUAAUAAUUAAAAGCUACAUGAAGAAUUACAUGUCCUGUUACCAUAUUUUUAUUAAUUGUGUCUAUAAGCUCCAUACAUGUUUAUUGGAGAGUAAAAUUAGAGGUACCA
Nestor notabilis (Kea) is the source of this 1362-nucleotide messenger RNA. Its product is annotated as KN motif and ankyrin repeat domain-containing protein 1-like. Gene Ontology annotation, biological process: negative regulation of actin filament polymerization. The record is from RefSeq and is a predicted model, not a curated record. NCBI's taxonomy places the organism in Eukaryota, Metazoa, Chordata, Aves, Psittaciformes, Psittacidae. Gene Ontology annotation, molecular function: protein binding. Gene Ontology annotation, cellular component: cytoplasm; cytoskeleton.